AUGGCAUGCUUAAACAUGUACAACAAUGACCAACAGGGCGGCAUCCAUUCCACAAUGGGGCCAAGAAUCUCUUUCUCCAAUGACUUUGCUGAUUCGCAGUACCCCAUCAAGCAUGAAAACAGCUACAGAGAAGCCCCUGUUUCUUCCGACUUCGAGUUUUCUGUCUCCGGUUACAACAUGAUUCCUGCUGAUGAGGUCUUCUUCAAGGGCAAACUUAUGCCUACUAAGAACUCUGCUACCAAAACCACCAUAAGGGAUGAACUCCUAGCCGACGAUGAUGAUGAUCUUACGGAUGGCGCUUCACCUCGAGUCACCAAAGGGAUGAGCAGGUGGAAAGAGCGUUUAGGCCUGAAGAGAUCUCAUAUUCAUCAUGUGCCCAGAAAAUCUUUUGAUAAGAUUAAUGUUCCUCAUGAACUUGUUCUUGAAAGUAUUGAUGAAACCGCCACAACUUUUUCAUUCGGGGAGCAUUGA
Messenger RNA from Oldenlandia corymbosa var. corymbosa, 471 nucleotides. NCBI's taxonomy places the organism in Eukaryota, Viridiplantae, Streptophyta, Magnoliopsida, Gentianales, Rubiaceae. The record is from the annotation of a GenBank genome assembly.